UUCGGUUUGUCACUAGCGCCCUCUGCCUAUCCUUCUUUUCUCCCCAGGACGGAGCCAUGGCUCGAGGACCAAAGCAUCAUCUGAAGCGCCUGGUGGCCCCCAAGUCAUGGAUGUUGGAUAAGCUUGGGGGAGUUUAUGCUCCUCGUCCCUCCACUGGCCCACACAGGCUGAGGGAGUGCCUGCCAUUGGUCAUCCUCCUCCGUAACCGCCUGAAGUAUGCUCUCACCAACACGGAGGUGAUGAAGAUCACCAUGCAGAGGCUUAUCAGGGUGGAUGGCAAGAUCCGCACUGACCGCAACUUCCCUACUGGCUUCAUGGAUGUGGUUAGCAUCAAGAAGACUGGAGAGCACUUCCGCAUUUUGUAUGAUGUGAAGGGUCGCUUCAUUGCCCAUAGAAUCACUGAUGAAGAGGCUAAGUACAAAUUGUGCAAGGUGAAAAAGGUGUCUGUUGGACCCAAGGGAGUGCCAUUCCUUGUGACCUCUGAUGGCAGAACUCUCCGCUAUCCAGACCCCCUUGUGAAGGUCAAUGACUCCAUCCUGUAUGACCUUGAGAAGAGCAAGAUGAAGGACAUCAUAAAGUUUGAUUCAGGCAACCUGUGCAUGAUCACUGGUGGCCGUAACUUGGGCAGAGUUGGCACCAUUGUCUCUCGUGAACGUCAUGCUGGAAGCUUUGACAUAGUGCAUGUAAAGGAUGCUGUUGGCCAUACCUUUGCUACCAGGUUGAAUAAUGUGUUUGUCAUUGGCAAGGGAAACAAAGCCUAUGUGUCCCUCCCCCGUGGAAAGGGCAUCAAACUCUCCAUUGCAGAAGAACGCGACCGCAGGCUUGCACAGAAAGUAAACUAAGGCCAGGACACUGGAAUAAAAUAAAAAAAGGAAGAGACUUA
Scylla paramamosain (green mud crab) is the source of this 883-nucleotide messenger RNA. It is a transcript of the gene RpS4, whose product is annotated as small ribosomal subunit protein eS4-like. Bases 57 to 842 code for a protein of 261 amino acids. Lineage: Eukaryota; Metazoa; Arthropoda; Malacostraca; Decapoda; Portunidae. The record is from RefSeq and is a predicted model, not a curated record. The transcript is spliced from 6 exons. Gene Ontology annotation, cellular component: cytosolic small ribosomal subunit; ribosome. Gene Ontology annotation, biological process: translation. Gene Ontology annotation, molecular function: structural constituent of ribosome; RNA binding.